AAUUUGGCAACACUGGGACGACCACGACCGACACAUGUUACCUAACCUUUCUAAACAAAAUAACAAAAUAGUGUAAACCGUACAAAUUUUUGCGGUUUUAAUUUAUUUAACAAAGUGUUCUGUAAUGUUUAAAUUUUAUUAAUUUUGCUCAAGAUUUUAUAUUUUGCAUUCGUUUAAUCAAAACCGCAGAAUGAGUAAAUAUGUGAAUUUAUUAAAUGUUAAAACAAAAUAUGCAUUGCGUAUGAAUCGUUUGAGUAAUCGAAUAUUUGGAGAAGUUGUACGAGAUGUACCACAAUCAUCAAUGAAAGUUGUUAAAUUAUUUAGUGAAAAACCAAUUAACAAAAGACCAGAAAUAGUUGAUUAUUAUCCACGACUUCGUGACACGCAUUUAUUGAUGAAACAUUUACGAUGGUACGGUCUAUUUAGAGAUGAACAUCAAGAUUUUAAAGAAGAACAACAACGUUUACAAAUUCUUCGUGGUAAAAAGCCGUGGGUAAAGGGACAAAAAAAAGAGAAAAAUUAAAUUAAAUGUAUUUAUAGUUAAUAAUACACAAAUUAUUAUGAUUUAAA
Messenger RNA from Leptopilina boulardi, 570 nucleotides. RefSeq names its product 28S ribosomal protein S33, mitochondrial (gene mRpS33). Gene Ontology annotation, cellular component: mitochondrion. The transcript is spliced from 2 exons. Lineage: Eukaryota; Metazoa; Arthropoda; Insecta; Hymenoptera; Figitidae. The record is from RefSeq and is a predicted model, not a curated record. The coding region runs from base 191 to 523 and encodes 110 amino acids.